CGGCGCCGGUAGGCGUGCCCUCGGCCGGCUGAUGAAUGGAGGCGCCCCGGCGCCCUCGGGCGCGCAGUGCGGGAUGGGGGUCAGCGGCGUGUGCGCGCUGUGGCGGCGGGUGUCGGGCCCGGAGGAGCAGCGGCUGAUGGAGCUCCUCUCGUACGGGCUGGUGGCGAUGGGCGCCGGCUCCGCCGUGCUGCUCCGCUUCAUACGCAUGCCCUACGGGCGUUACUCCUCGCGGCGCUUCGGCUGGCUGCUGCCCGCCCGCCCCGCAUGGGCGCUGCAGGAGCUGCCCUCUCUCCUCGUCCCGAUCGGGCUCGCCGCCUGCGGCGGGGCGGUCACCGCCGACUGGCCCAAUCGCAUUCUGCUGGGCUGCUUCGUCGUGCACUACGUACAGAGGGCACUCAUAUUUCCUCUUCUGAUCCGGGAAGGAAAACCAACACCAUUUUUCACUUUUGUGCUGGCGCUUCUGUUCUGUGUUUAUAAUGGAUAUUUGCAAGGCCGAAGCUUAAGCAACUAUGCAAAAUACCCUUCAGGCUGGUUAAAAGAUCCGCGUUUCAUUACAGGUUUUAUAGGGUGGUUGAUUGGCAUGGCAGUCAAUAUUCAUUCUGAUCAUAUUCUCAGAAAUUUGAGAAAACCAGGGGAAACCGGCUACAAGAUACCAAGAGGAGGAAUGUUUGAGUAUGUCAGUGGAGCCAACUUUUUUGGAGAGAUCCUGGAAUGGUUUGGGUUUGCCCUUGCCUGCUGCACCAUUGAAAGCCUUGCAUUUGCAUUGUGCACCCUUUUCAUCCUGGGUUCAAGGGCAAAACAGCACCACCAGUGGUACCUUGAGAAAUUUGAAGACUACCCAAAGAACAGAAAAAUUGUGAUCCCAUUUGUGUACUGAGCUGUCCUUUUAACACUGGUUUGUGAAAUGGAUGUUUUUUGUAGCUGCUAAUACUUUACAGGUGGUGUUGACAGGUUAACAACAUACUCUGAUCAUCACUGUGACAAAGGCUUUGCAUCACUACUACUUAGUUACUGCUUUUCCUCUUCAUGAAAACCCAGAAUCUGAUGGACAUGGUUAAUAGGAACAGAAACACUUUUCCAACAGUGGAGCACCAUCAUAAAUACGUUGGGCAAUGUGUCUGAGUUCACAUCAUGGAAAGUACCAUAUGAGACUUCUCGUGCUUCCUUUUCUCUCUGUGCAGGCUUCUCCUGUUUCCACUCAAUAUAGCCACUGUCCUGAGGAUUAUGCUGUUAGUCCCGUCACCCUCACUGCAGUCUGGAUGGUGUGUUACUUGCCAGCAUACAUAAAUGGGGUCGGUUUUCUCCCUGUGCUUUCCUAAUCCUUUCUUCCCCUAACCUGCAUUUCCAGGAGAACUGAUGGUGCAGACCAAGGACAUUAGAUGAAUAUAGUUGCUGUUAGGUGAAAGACAGUGUUCUUCCUGCUCCUUGCACUCUUACACAGGUAUGGACACUGCAUAGGUAAGACUUAACACCACUUACAUGAACAGUUUAGUGCUACCUUUCCUAAAUAAUAGAUUGUCAUCUACCUCUCAGAAUUGAUAACUAUCUCAAUAUUAAUCUGUUUUCUCACUCAACACUGUUUUUGGAAGACAUUCUUUAUUUUGGGAUACUUAGGCCAGUAUAGCACUGUUAACAGUUGUGCAAUGUUUUCUAACUUACUUUAAAAAAAUCCAAGUUUUUUUACACAAAAAUUCCUUACUGUGUUAAGUAAAUUCAAGUGUCUUCCUGCUCCUGUUGAUAACACUCUAGAUGAUUUUAUGUUCCAAAAAUCUGGAGUCUUUUAGUGCUGCUUAUUAAUGUCAGUUCUCAUACACCUACAUUUUUCUCCUGAAGGAUUCCAUAAAGGUUUCAGAAACAUGACUGGAUCCCAGGUAUACUGACUUUCAAGUUCCAGGCAACAUCUGCAUCCCUUGCAUGCUUGUGAUGCUAAAGAAUUUUUCAGGAUUGCUGAAAAAGAAAAUUCUAAGAAAUCCUACAGAAACGGGGGGGGGAAGAACCAAAACAAACCAAAACCAACCAAACAAAAGCCCCACAAAACAAACAAACCCAAACCAACAACCAAAUAAUAAUUAAAAAAACCCCAAACCCAAAACAAAAAGGCAACAAAUGAAACAGCUUACCACAAAAUGCAAAAACUGCUGCUAAUAUGCUUCGGAAAUCAAUGGAAGUCAAACUUUUGCCAUGUGUCUUCUGAUCUGCUUACACUUGAUAUGUUGGGUUAUGUUCUUCUAAACCAAUUAGUAAUACAAGUUUGAUGUUGAGUUUUCCAGUUUGGUAUUGCAGUGAGCUUUGUCUCAAAACUUUGUUUGUUGUUGCAUAACAAAAAGUUCUAUUGUUAUUGACUGAAAUAGUCAAAGGAAGGAUGGGAGGGAAACCAGAGGAAGGAUGGGAGGGAAACUGGCAAUUCUGCAGCAAUGACUUACCUAGAGUUAAACCCUUGGACUGCCAGUUGCUCCCCAUAGCAUUGACAAGGAUGACUGAUCCUGCUCUUGGACAACAUCCAAAAAGUCUGGCUCUAGGAGCAUGCAGUAGUAUCUAUUCCUUUGAUACUAGUGUCAUUACUCAAUUUGCAGAUUGUUUAAUAAUUUCUUUAUUUCUUUCCUUAGUGUUUUACAGGAAGUUCGAGACUUCUCUUGUUUUUGUUAUCACACUAUAAUUUGAUAUUUGAUCCUAGCUGUUCUGAUGAACACCAAGUCAUGAAGUUCCCUAGGGAGAGGAGGGUGAGGAGGAUGACUUUACUCCUCAGUAUAUUAAAAAUACUGAAGUGGAGUUAGUGGACCAUAAAAGUUCACUAGGAUCACUUAAAGCAUAUUCUGAAGAGAAUUUUAGAAACCUAGUCUUAGAUGUUGAGAUAUUUCUAAACCAUAUCACAUUCCUAUGGCAAUUUUUCUAAACCCUGGUAUCUAAAUCAUCCAGCUAUCAAAAUCUGGUUUAGGGGAAAAAUACAGGAUUCAAAGAGCACUGUCUACUCUUGCAUAGCUUAAAUACUUGCACAGUUUAUGGUAAACUAAUAUAUCUUUAGGGAUAUUUGUUUAAAAAAAAAUCAGUAAUGGGACAAGCAACCAGUAAAAAAGAAAAUCUGGCUGCAGCACUUUAGUCUCUAAUCCACCACCUUUUUUUUUUUUUUUUUUUUUGGCCUUUAUGAAAAGGCAGAUAUUAUUUUAAUAGUAAACAGUGAGAGAAACUGCUUAGUGUUCAGUAUGUAUCCUCAUAUUUAAGAGCUGUAGCGCUCUGUCAUCGGUAGUCUUUAUCAUAGUUUACAGAAAAUUUGUACUGAUGCCUCAGUUUUGCUGUGGUGCUGUGCUGCUAAAUACUUGACUAAAAAUUCAUCUCAUUUGCACACAUAAUGUUAAUUUAUGGUUAACCUAUAGCAGGAUGGGGAUGUGAUGCUCUGAUAGCUGAUCUGUGUUCUUUGUCUUGUUAUGAAAAAGAAAAGCUAAGGUCUAUGGGAUGUUAAUGUCAGUGCAUUUAGAAAUUCUGGUUAAUUGGAUAUUUAAAAAAAAUAAAGACAGUUUUUGUUCUUUGUGUGUUUACAUUUUACAUUCUCAUUAUACUGCUGGAACCUUCCUUGAGUAAAGUGCAGAAUUUGAGGCAGUUCAUUAGAGAAGCAGCUGAGGGAACUUGGGUUUUUUAGACUGGAGAAAAGGAGGCUGAGGGGAAAGCUUACCACGCUUUACAACUGCCUAACAGGAGGAUGGAGUGAGGUGGGUGUCAGUCUCUUCUCUCAAACAACAGGAGGUUAGACUGGAUAUGAGGAAAAAUUUCUUCACCAACAGGGUUGUCAAGAACUGGAACAGGCUGCUUAGGGAAGCACUUGGGUGGAGCCACCAUCCCUGAAUGUACUUAAAAAGAGGCAUGUAGGUAUGGCAUUUAGGGACAUGAUUUAGUGAUACACUUGGCAGUGCUAGGUUAAUGGUUGAACUUGAUGAUGUUAAGGAUCUUUUCUAACCUAAAUGAUUCUAAGAUUUUUGCAUUUCAAGACCAAGGUACAUUGGUGAAAAGCAUACAAUCAACUUGGUCAAAUGCCAGAACUGUCUUUCGUUUAAACAAUAUCCCAUUUAUUUCUCACACUUCACUCAUGCUCCCUUCCCCUUUUAGCAGCUUACACAUUUUCUCUGUUUGAAAAUAUCUGAUACUGAAAAAUUUUUCUUGAAAAUACAUAGUGUGAAAAUGAACUCUGUUCUGCCUGUUCCAGAAGGAGAAAACAUGUAUUCUUGCUACUGGGUAUAAUAUCUGUAGCAAGUUUUACAGAGGCAUUUCCAUCUUUCCCCAAAAUCCCCUCUACUAAUAAAAUAAUGGCUUGCAGGGUCUUUCUUGAAUACUUUUUUCCUGUUCGUAAUCCUUGCUGCAACUUGUGGAAGCUGAUGAAGGCUUUUGUACCACCGAUUUCAUUAUCUCAAAUGCGGUCUUGAGGACUGCAACAGUAAGGUUGUAUUAGAAUAACAUAGAUGCAUGUGGGAACUUGACAAGAUGUACUCAGAAAAUAAGUUAUUAAAAGUCACAAGAUUUUGUCUAGUGAUACAUUCUUCAUUACGAAAAAAACCAAGUAUGUAGCUGAGAUUUUCUACACUUGCAGUUACAGCAGAGAUUAACAGAAGCAGAGGCUACCUGUUUGGGUUUCUCUUCUGCUGCUAAGUCAUAGUGAACUUUUCAUUUGGGACAACUGUAGCACCUGCUGUUUCAACUAUUUUAAUUGUGAUUCAGCUAGCUUGCUGUCUUUUUGAGGAAUUAAAAUAGGCAAAGCAGGCAAGAAGUACUGAGUGCCUAACACAGUUUUUACAGCCUGUUUGGGGGGAAAAAAAACCACCUCUAGCAAACACCUGCUUGUUAAUUUAGUAAUUCCAGUAUGAGAAUGUCCCAGCUUGUUCUAUGCUAUGAAGUUUUACCAAUAAGUUGCACUUGUUGGGCAGUCUUUCAUACCUAUGUCAGUCAGUUUUGUGAGGAAAACAGACCUGUGGGUACAAUUGCACCACUUUUGCAGUGAUGCCAUAUAUCUAUCAGCAUGUAUGUGCCCACACAAAAACAGAUGUGAAAUUGUGGAAAUUCCUAUUGCAAGACAACUGAAGGGAUAAGGUUCAUUUUGAGAGUUGUGCAAAUGCAACUGGUUGCUGAGCUUCUAAAUAAAACAUGUUUUGUACA
Messenger RNA from Strigops habroptila (Kakapo), 5139 nucleotides. RefSeq names its product steroid 5 alpha-reductase 1 (gene SRD5A1). Gene Ontology annotation, biological process: steroid biosynthetic process. The transcript is spliced from 5 exons. The record is from RefSeq and is a predicted model, not a curated record. Gene Ontology annotation, molecular function: 3-oxo-5-alpha-steroid 4-dehydrogenase activity. The coding region runs from base 32 to 877 and encodes 281 amino acids. Gene Ontology annotation, cellular component: membrane. Lineage: Eukaryota; Metazoa; Chordata; Aves; Psittaciformes; Psittacidae.